CCUGUUCGAAGUAAAUCAUUUAAAAAAAAAACACAGAGAGAGAGAGAGAGAGAAAUAGAGAGAGAAAGAGGGAGAGAAAGAAUGGAUAUAUCCAUCGAUAGAAUUUCAACAAUAAUUAAAUGUUCUUUCGAAACACGAAACAUACAGACCUGUCGAGGUAUUUUUGAAACGACCAAGACAAACAAUCCACGAACAAAAGAAGUUAGACAUAACGUGGAAAGUGACAUUUUACGUGUAUAUCGCGCAAAAUUCCAAUGUAACCACAAUAUGUUGUUUAUUAUUAAAUUUAUAAGGGUGCGUACGUUAAGAAAUUUCUAAGUAAUCGGAAAGAUUACUUCCCAACGAGUAAGAUGAAUCCAUCGUGUGAACAGUAUACGACUGAUAUGAUCAGUCUCAAAAGGCCCACGUGAGUACACGUGACUCGAGUAACGGGAGAUUUCUUUUUCAUGUAACAAUUUUUCGAAUAAAAUCAGGAGUCUGGAGAAAUUCUCCGAAUCGAUCCCUAAACCGAAAGGUGCUAUUCCACAUUUUGGUCUGCCAAAAUGGAAAUUAAUGCCUUUAGAGUCGAAAAUCCCAAUGGUCCCCGGACCGGAAGGCGCUUACAACUUCGCUCGUCGUAAACUCGGAGAGAGAUUGUGGAUCUCGGCACCCGACGCAGAAUUCAAUUUGAGCGAUCCUUACGGUUAUGAGAUAGAAUGGACUUACGAUUCCCUUCACGACAAACAUUUGCUCCCUCAUUUCUCAAAACCGAAUGUCAUUCGACAUUUGUUGAAGGCCGGUUUCAUUACUAAGAAUCUAGAUGCGAAAUGUUCCCUGCGGGAUUACAAUAUGUACAGAAGAUAUUUGAGAAGGUUACACUGUGACAGUAUAAAAAAAGAAAUGAACAGAAUAACGAAAAAAUCUAUAGAGGAGAAAGCGAUACAGUAUGCGCAACAUCAGGCGGAGAAGGAAGUAAAGAGAUUGAAAGAAAGAGAAAGGUUGAUGGAAUUAAGGAAAUUUGCUAUAAAAGAGAUAAAAAUGGCUGAGAAGUUAAAACGACAAAAACAAAAAGAAAUGAAAAAGAAAAUAGAGAAAAGAUUGAUAUUAUUAGAAUUACAAAAACGAGAAGCUCAACAAAUGCGAUAUAUGAAAAGCAUACAGAAAGCUGAAUUAAUUCAACAGAAACAAAAAGCAGCACAAGCUAUUCGACGACAAAAAAUAAUUCAUACUCUAUUGGAAUGGAGUAAAAAAGAACGUGUAAGAAAAAAAAUGAUGGAUCUGCGGUUAAUACAAGAACGGGAAGAGAAACGGAGAAUCGUAAAAGAAAAAUGGGAAGAAAGACAAGAAUUUCAAAAGAAACAGAUUGAAAAGGAACAAUUUCUAUUGAAAUGCCUAGAAGAUCAACGAAAAGAAUUUAUAGAAGCCUACGAAGAGAAAGUAAGAAGAGAAACAGAAAGAAUGAAAAAUCUUUUUCAUGAUGUGAGAAUGUACAUAAGAUGUUAUUUGGCUAGGCAGAUGCCUUCAAAGAGAAUGCGAAUUUGUUGUCCAAAAUAUUUUUAUAAUGAAGAGGAUGACUUUAAAACCGAUGAAAAAAAACUAUUAUCUAAAUCAUAUGCUGCUACAAAAAAUGAUAAGACAAAAAAGUUAACUGAAACAAAAAAGAAAAAAGGUAAAGAAAAACAAACAAAUAAAACAAAAUUAAAAAAAGAAUUAAAAGAUGAAAAAAAAAUGGAAAAAAAAGUAGCUGAAACUCAAAAAAUUGUAAAAAAUGGAAAACAAAAGAAAAGAAAAAUAAAAAAGAAAAAAGAGAUUAAACCAGAAAUAAUAUCUGAAUUGCCAGAAGUGCCAGAAUCUAUACCUCCAGAAAAAGUAGAAUCAGAAAAAUCAAUAACACCGCCUUCUACACCAAAAGAUAAGUGCAGAUGUCAAAUAAUUAAGGAUUCUCAAAAAGCCAUUAUGUCACAAUAAUAAAUAGAAUUCUUUCAUAAAUUUAAAUUUAUAUAAUUUCAACUUACAUUUAUAGCUCUUUUAAUAGCAGCACAUAAUGCAAAAUAUCCAGUUUGAUUAUUAACUGUCCAUUUUGGACAAUUUUUUUCAUUCCAAAAAGAAUAAUUUAAUGUAUUCAAAAUAAAUAUCCAAUCAACUGCUUUUGGAUCUUCAGGAGAAGGGUGAAAUUGACAUUGAGAAUAAUUAUUUACACUUAUUUUACCAUCUUUAAGACCUUUUAAAACCUGUAAAUGUAACAUAUAAACAUAUUAAAUUUUUUUAUCUUAUUUUUUUAACCAAUUAAAAAAAUAUAACAAAGAAUAUAAGUAACAUCUAUAUAAUUUUACUAGUUGUUUUUAUAAUAUAUUGAAAAUUUAUAUAUAUAUAAUUUAAAUAAUGUUGAAAAAAUUAUUUACCGCGUAAGCAACAUUUUUGACUCCUUCAUUUUCAACAAAAACAUUUUUAGAACAAAAAUUUAUAAAUUUUGCGGAAUCCUUCGGCAUCAAAAUCAUUGUGGAAAAAAUAUUACUUAAUUAGAAGUUAAAAAUAAUUUAUUUAAACAAAAAUUCCACAAACACUUAAUAAUAGAAUAAGUACAUUUACUUAUUUUACAAUAUAGUCAAUAGUCACGUGAUAGUAUCCCGUGACCAAAGAUUCUUAGCACGUUAGCAACGACUGUCUUGUAAACAAACAUGGCUAUGAAUAUUAAAAUUUGUGAAAUUGUUUUUUAGAUUGUUUAUUAAUUAUGUGAACAGAUUAUUAUCUUGAAAUGUUCAUAUUAGUGUCUCAAAACUUUAUUAUACGUGAAAUUAAGGUAAGCAUUUUAAAUUUUGAAAUUGCAUAGUUGAUAUUGAAAGUACUUUUUCAGGACUAUACACAGCACAUGUGCACUAUAAUUGUUUACAUUGAGCGUUAAUAAAAAUCUUUUUAGAUUUAAUUUAAAUUGUCCUAAAAUAAUAUCAAAAAAUAAUUAUCUUAAACAUAAUAGUUUAUAUAUCAUAUUUUCUUUUAUUAUUAUUUUAAUAAAGAAACUUUUAGGUUAUUUGUUAUGAUAAUUUAAUGCAUAUUUUUAUGUGCAUUCAUUUAUCAUCAUAUCUCAAUUAGUUGUUUAGGUUAUAUAAAACUUGGAAAUAAAGUUUAUAAGAUAUUU
Apis cerana (Asiatic honeybee) is the source of this 3115-nucleotide messenger RNA. RefSeq names its product DNA ligase 1. The record is from RefSeq and is a predicted model, not a curated record. Lineage: Eukaryota; Metazoa; Arthropoda; Insecta; Hymenoptera; Apidae.